Malaclemys terrapin pileata is the source of this 4325-nucleotide messenger RNA. RefSeq names its product family with sequence similarity 124 member B (gene FAM124B). The record is from RefSeq and is a predicted model, not a curated record. The coding region runs from base 158 to 1534 and encodes 458 amino acids. Gene Ontology annotation, cellular component: nucleoplasm. Lineage: Eukaryota; Metazoa; Chordata; Testudines; Emydidae. The transcript has 4 exons.
UCUUGCUGGCUCAGAGCACUGCACUGAGAGCUGCUCUCUAGAUGACAUGCUGCUGUGAAAGAACAUCCUCCUGCUGCAGCAUGAGUGCCUGGGCUCAGGGGAGGAUACUGCAGGAUCUCACUGCAUUGGAAUGUGAUCAACCAGCAGUGAUUUUACAAUGGAUGGAAGAGCAGACUCGUUAGUGAUGACUGUGCAUCUUCUUGCCACCUCUGGGCAUUCAUUACUCCUGCAGCAAACUCUUGAUCAGCUUCUGGGGUGGAUCUGUCUGGAUGUUCGCCUCUUCCUUGUAUCCGAACGUGUUACUCCAGUGAAGUAUUAUGAGAAAUAUCACCGGAAAAGCUCUGGAUUUCCUGGGAUGUCCAUUCUCCUUUUCCUGCAUGAGGACUUUGGGGAAGAACGGAUUUUUCAGGUCCAUGAUUUUUUCCAGCACCCUCCAUGGCAGGAUCACCACAUGCAACAUGCUAAUGGGAAACAGUACCCUUAUGCACCUGCUGGCCAGGAAUUUUAUGGUCUGGAUGAGCAUAUGCCUGUAUGGGGUGUACGGCAAGUCCAUUAUGGCACUGAAAUUCUGCGCGUGACUCUCUACUGUAGCUUUGAUAACUAUGAUGAUGCAGUCAGACUUUACGAGAUGAUCCUACAGAAAGAAGCAACUAUGCAGAAGAGUAACUUCUGUGUCUUUGUGCUGUAUGCAACACAAACCAUUGCUGUUCAGCUCUGCUUGAAGCAGCUGCCCCCGGGGGUCUCUGUUGAACUGAAAGAAUCUUCCGUGUUGCAAUUCAAGGUCCAUGAAAUUGGGCAGCUGGUACCUCUUCUGCCUAAUCCAUGUAUUCCUAUCAGUAGCACCCGAUGGCAAACUCAGGACUACGAAGGAAACAAAAUCUUGCUUCAGGUUCAAGGCAACUCAAAACACAAUGAAAAAAAUGACGGGCUUUCUAAUCAGCACAAUAAUGCAAGUGAAGAAAAGAUCCUACAGAAUUCCACGCUAGCCCCCUUUCCCACAAAGUGGGUUAAUCCAGAACAGAAAAGCCGGAAGAUCAGAAUGAUGAAGUGUAAAAUCAAAUCAGAAGACAGAAUUAUUUCUGGGAGCGUUAGCAGCACCCCACAGAGUAACUCCUGCUCUUCAUCCCAGGCCAGCAGUCCAGCAGCUACUUCACGGUCUGAUACCACCUCUUUCAAUGUAAGUGCAGGAACUAAACUGAACAUCUCCAGCCAAGAAAUCCAUUUUCAAAGGCAAGAAGCAGAGACCAAUGUUGACACAGGAUUCACGGUAGUAAAUUCUGAAUGCAAUCCAUCUCCACUUAGCAGGUUUUCAAGGGACUUGCAGGACAGUCUUCCUCAGCCACAAGCACCAAACUAUUCAUUAGCUGCUGCUGGCUCCAGAAUCAACUUGUCUUCUGAGGAUAGAAUCCAUCUGUCAUUAUCUGCUGUCAAAAGAAAUAAAGGAGCAAGACAGACAGCUUCAAACUUUCACUUGCGAAUAUCCAGAGCAAACCAUGGAAAUGGAAAUGAAGAGGAGGAGGAAUUCUUUAUUUGACUUGAAACAAAUGUGCCUGACAAACUGACUUUAAAACUGAUAGAUAAAUGCUUUAUUCUGGAAACAGAGAGAAAGCAAUCUGCAUGCUUUUAACUCUGUGUUUAUACAGACACCAAGAUGCCUAGGCUACCUGUUCUGUUAUGAAAAAAGUCUUCAGUGGGGUUUUAUUGCAAUAGAGUCACUUUAUGUACAAAAAUGCUAAUGGGACAGAGGGCAAAACCAGAAAAAAAAAUCAUGUGCAGUUACACAGUGAGUUUGAUUCUUUUAAAUACAGAACACCCAACAGCAUAAUUGUGCAAUGAAUGUGAAUAAGCCAUGUGAGUCCUAUUACUGUUUGUAAACUUUAAUCAGUAGCCUGUGACACAUUCUGUCUUGUGUAGUUGCAUUAGAGGGAUUUGGCAGUGGGGAGGCAGUAGAAUGCUACACUGCUAAAAAUAGCAAUGUGGAUAUGGGGACACUGCAUGAGUGUGUAGAGAGUUGUGUAGGGUACAUGGAGUUCAGGUGUGUAGGGCACUCUACUCAUAGGGGGAAGGGAUAGCUCAGUGGUUUGAGAAUUGGCCUGCUAAAGCCAGGGUUGUGAGUUCAAUCCUUGAGGGGGGCCAUUUAGGGAUAUGGGGCAAAAAUCCAUUGGCUGAUUUAAUUGGGGAUUGGUCCUGCUUUGAGCAGGGGGUUGGACUAGAUGAUCUCCUGAGGUCCCUUCCAACCCUGAUAUUCUAUGACCUAAAGCAAUGCCUCACCAUCUACUCUGCUAUUUAUACCUGUGCUAGCUGGGCGUGCAGCGCCUGUACCCUACACGCUGCCAUGAGUGUACAUUUACCUUAGGUGGUGGCAUGGUCACAACGUGUGAGCAGGCUUGCAAUGUCUUUCUCCUUCUAGGUGCCCUCUCAUUUCUCCUUCUGCCAUCAUCCAGACUUGAAAAGUGUGAAUGUGAUCAUUCGUAUGCAUUUAAAUGAGACUAAAUCACACCCUAAUACACCCCCAUAAUGCUACUUUUAAAAUCAAUCGUUUGAACUCUGUUUUCUCCCCACGAAGCAUACACCCCCUGCCCUCUAGUGCUCCAUGGAAUAAAGUUAGAAACAAUAUGCAUGAUCUUUCUUAGACCUCUGUGCAAUUAUCAACAGGGUGAAAAUCCCAAUUGAAUUUUAAAUGGCAGGAGACAAACAGGAACCAUUGGAGCUGAGAGAGCUACCAGAAUGGUAAAAGCUAAAAAUUCAGUAAGCAGUGCUCACCAAAGGACAAAUGAAACCAUUCAUUUAAAAGAAACGAAUGUUUGUUAUCAAGAUUGGAUUUAUUUAAAGUUUUCCUACUCGAGAACGAUUACCUGGGCCAGAAAGGAGGAGAGUUAGAGGGGGUUGACUGAGGGGGUCAAAAAUUACGAAGAGCAUGGCAAAAAUCUGAUCAGCCCAUUUUACUCUCAUCCAGAAUAUGAGGAACACAUGGACCCUCACUGCCAAAAGAGGGUAAAUUUGGAGUCAUGUCAAGGAGAUGCUACUUUACACUGUGCCCUCGUGAAAGUGUCUGUUCUGUCCUGGCUGAUGGAAUGUUUCAUAACAGAGGAUUAGGCCUUGGCUAGGUUUACGUUUGUCAUGAUCUCGGCUGCUCUGAGGUGUGGACUAGGGAGGGAUGACCAGUGCUGUGCCCCAUUCAUUUCAGAUUUAGCCACAUCACCAUCCCUAGCCAGUGACUGGCCCACCUGAGACUUGUGAACUCAGGCAACCUGUUUUAAGCUUUGCACAGAGUAUGCAUUAUACCAGAGCGCCUGAGGACCCAAGAAUCCUGCAGCAGAAUUAAGGUCCUGCUUACUGCUGAGUACCAGGGCCGUGCAUAUAACACUCCUGCUGCUACUGCACAAGGGCAUUGAGACGCCCACUGCAGCUUGCCUGUUAUGAUCAUUAACAACAUUUGCGUCUAUGCCAGCUAAAAUAAGGAGAGUAAACACACCCUGUGCUUCAGUGUGUGACCUUGGUUACCCAUGCAGGUCCAAAAGGGUUAAUUUCCCCUUUGUGAACAGCCUAGCCUAAUUAGCCAGGGGGGCGCUGUGGUUUGUUGGCAUUUUGGCUUGGGCCAGGCUAACUCCCACUUUCAUUCCAUCUACUUUCUCUUGAAUAAAUCUGCAAAAGGCUCCUGCUUAGACUUUGAAGUGUGGGUCUUCUCUGAAAAAUAACUGUGUGAUAGCACAGCAUCCUCUCACUCAGCAUAGCUGCUCUGCUCCUGUGGUCUCCGAAUCCUAUCUGUCUAUUUUAGUGACACAAAAUAAGCUGGGUCAACUCCCAUAUUAGAUGCCUUUGCGUUGUUUGAGUAGGAGUUCUUUCUUUAUAGGAUUAAAUGCCUGAUUCUGAGCAGUGCUGAGCACCCUCAGUGGCCAUUCAAAUGAAUGGGACCUGUGGGUUUUCAGGAUCAGGCCCUAAUACUGCCAAGAUGGAAUCAAAUGAGCAAGAGCUAUUGAGGCUGUUGUUCUCCAGCAGCACUGUGUGUGUGCUGGGAGACUGCGUCCUGAUGUGGAGAAUGACACAUGUUCCUAACAUUAUUUUCAUGUGCCACAUAUUGUCAUACCGUGCCAGGCUGUCCUGAAAACAUAUUCUUAUUUUCCUAUGUCCUGUGCAAAGGAAACCGUACUGUGUGGCUUGACAUUCAGAGUUAUAGAUCCGAGUUAGAACGUCCAUUGCCAGAGAUAACUGAUCUUCCAUUUUAUACUUAUACCACAAGACACUUACUUACUUUUUUAAAAGAUAUUUCAUCCUACAGUCUGUAGUAGUUUGAAUUGUUUUCAAUAAAACAUAACGUGACAUUU